Messenger RNA from Miniopterus natalensis, 5194 nucleotides. RefSeq names its product forkhead box J2 (gene FOXJ2). NCBI's taxonomy places the organism in Eukaryota, Metazoa, Chordata, Mammalia, Chiroptera, Miniopteridae. Gene Ontology annotation, cellular component: nucleus. The record is from RefSeq and is a predicted model, not a curated record. Gene Ontology annotation, biological process: regulation of transcription by RNA polymerase II. Gene Ontology annotation, molecular function: RNA polymerase II cis-regulatory region sequence-specific DNA binding; DNA-binding transcription factor activity, RNA polymerase II-specific.
CCCCGUGGAAGCGAAGACCCUCACGAUCCGCGCGGGGGAAGGAAGGAGCCCUCCCAGGGCACGAGCCGCUCCUCCUGGAGGCGAGGAAAGCCCGGCCCGGCCCGGCAGAGGCUCCAGAAGGAGAAGGGGCGAUCCCCGCGGAGGAAGCGGAGCGGACCGCCCCGCGCGCCUCGCCCCUCCAGCCACACUCUCAGCACUUCGGGACUUUCGAGGCAAAGAGAAAGGGGGCAAACCUAUGGCAUAGGCACCCUCCAUCCUCGCCGGUACUCACAGAAGCAGAGGACCCUCCAGGGAAAGAAGAGGAAUCGGCUUUCAGCCUUUCGGGAGAGGGGAAGGACUCCCCCCAACUUCCCCGCACCUAGACAGUGGAACAGGGCAGAGCCCCUCAGCCCCGGUCUCUAGCCGACCCGAGGAGCCCUCCACUCCUGAAAGAUCCAGUUGGGGGGGGAGGGGAACUCCCCCAAGGGGGAGGAGACAACUCCUGGCUGGGAGAGGCUCCUCCCCUCCUCCCCAGCGUGACAGGCAGGGUGUGGGGGGUGUGCCACCUUCCCCAGGUAGGACCUCCUUCUCCUCCCCCGCCCCCUCCCUCCGCUCCUCAUCCUCAGGGGACCCAGGUCCCCCCCCCAGCUUGGGAGGCUCAGCCAAGCCCAGGAAGAGCCACUGAGGAUGAGACGGUUCAUCUGCCUUUGAAGAGGGGGAUCCCUCCAACCCCAAACUCCAGUACCAGGUGGUUCCCUCCCUUUGCUGGGGGAACCUUGGAGACAGAACCCAGAAGAACCAUGGCUUCUGACCUAGAGAGUAGCCUCACCUCCAUAGACUGGCUCCCUCAGCUGACCCUCCGAGCUACCAUUGAGAAGCUUGGGAGUGCCUCCCAGGCUGGGACUCCAGGGGGCAGCCGCAAGUGUCCACCAGGCUCACCCACAGAUCCCAAUGCCACCCUGAGCAAAGAUGAGGCAGCAGUCCACCAGGAUGGCAAACCACGAUAUAGCUACGCCACCCUCAUCACCUACGCCAUCAACUCCUCUCCAGCCAAGAAGAUGACCCUCAGUGAGAUUUACCGCUGGAUCUGUGAUAACUUCCCCUAUUACAAGAAUGCUGGCAUUGGUUGGAAGAAUUCAAUUCGGCACAACCUUUCUCUCAACAAGUGUUUCCGGAAGGUGCCCAGACCUCGGGAUGACCCUGGGAAGGGCUCUUAUUGGACUAUCGACACUUGUCCUGACAUCUCCCGAAAGAGAAGACACCCUCCAGAUGAUGAUCUGUCCCAGGACUCACCAGAACAGGAGGCAAGCAAGAGCCCCCGGGGAGGUGUUCCAGGGAGUGGAGAAGCCUCACUGCCUCCUGAGGGGAAUCCUCAGAUGUCAUUGCAGAGCCCCACAUCUAUCACCAGCUAUAGCCAGGGCACAGGAUCUGUGGAUGGUGGAGCAGUGGCUGCAGGGGCUCCAGGCCGAGAGAGUGCUGAAGGUCCCCCUCCCUUGUAUAACACCAACCACGACUUCAAAUUCUCCUACUCAGAGAUCAAUUUUCAGGAUCUGAGCUGGUCCUUCCGCAACCUCUACAAAUCCAUGCUGGAGAAGUCCUCUUCCUCCUCUCAGCAUGGCUUUUCGUCUCUCCUGGGGGACAUGCCGCCCUCUAACAACUACUACAUGUACCAGCAACAGCCACCGCCACCUCAACAGCAGCAACAGCAGCAGCCACCACAGCCACAGCCCCAACAAGCACAGCCACAGCAACAGCAGGCACCAGCCCAGGGCCCCUCAACUGUAGGGGGUCCUCCUCCACUGCACACCCCAAGCCCAGAUGGUUGUACCCCACCAGGGGGGAAGCAGGCUGGGGCGGAAGGCUAUGGGCCUCCCUCUGUGAUGGCCAUGCAUCCGCCCCCACUGCAGCAUGGAGGUUACCACCCUCAUCAGCACCAUCCCCACUCCCACCCUGCCCAGCAGCCUCCGCCACCACAGCCACAGGCACAAGGCCAGGCUCCUAUCAACAGUACUGGUUUUGCCUUUCCUCCUGACUGGUGCUCCAAUAUCGACUCCUUAAAGGAAAGCUUUAAGAUGGUGAAUCGGCUCAAUUGGUCCAGCAUUGAGCAGUCACAGUUCUCAGAACUGAUGGAGAGUCUACGGCAGGCAGAACAGAAGAACUGGAGCCUGGACCAGCAUCACAUUGCCAAUCUGUGUGACUCCCUCAACCACUUCCUUACUCAGACUGGUCACAUGCCCCCCCAAGGGGGCUCCCACCGGCCACCAGCCCCUGCCCGUAUUGCUGACUCCUGUGCCCUCACCAGUGGCAAACAAGAGCCAGCCCUGAACCAAGUGAAUUCUUAUGGGCACCCACAAGCCCCCCACCUCUACCCUGGCCCAUCACCAAUGUACCCAAUCCCCACCCAGGACUCAGCAGGAUACAACCGCCCAGCACACCAUAUGGUCCCUCGGCCACCGGUUCCACCUCCUGGUGCCAAUGAGGAGAUCCCUGAUGACUUCGACUGGGACUUAAUCACUUAGUGCAUCACGGAGUGUGACUGUCAGCCCAGGGCUGGGUGGUGAAGCCUGGCAGUGGGGAAAGAGAAGCCCCAGCCCAUCCCUUCUCCCCUUGCCUGUAUAUAGAUAUAUAUCCUCUUGUUUUGUUCUUUCUCUGUCAGAGAAGCCACCGCAAGAUGCUGCCGAAGAUAACCCCUCUUUCCUGCCUCAUUCUUCCUCUUUCUUCUUGUUUUUCCCCUUAAUUCUUUUAUUAUUCUUCUUAUUAUGUUAUUAUUAUGAUUAUUGGUUAUAUGUGGUCCCCUGUCUCCUGUCCCUAUACCAUCAACCAUGUGCACCCCUUACUAAUUUAAAAUCAUCUGGCUGGAAGGUGAGGCUGUGAUAGCUACAGAGAAAGGUUUCAAACUUGGGUUUACCUUUCUCUCUUUCUUUUUUUUUUUUGGAUUUACCUUUCUCUCUGAGAUAUUCAAUGCUAAUCACACCUUUCAGCCUUAAAUUGUUUUCUGUUCUUAUCAAUUCAGUCCAGGACUGGGGAGGCCACAUUAUCAAGUAGAAGGAUCUCAAACACUGCUUGGCAGGUGUGACUUUGCAGGUUUUACUCAAUGGUGCUAAUUUUGUCCUCUGAGCUCUUCCCUGUCCCUUCAUAUUUCCAGUCCUUACUUCUGGCGAUACUCAUUCCCCAUCAAGGGUAGGAGUGAUGGUGGUGGUGCCGGAAGGUGACGGCAGAACCCUAGUGGAAUGAGGCCCGGGUCGGGUGGAGUAGAAUACUGCAGCGGGGUGAUGGAGUGUAAGACACUCAGUAACUGGUAUAUAAUACUGUGUCAAAUCAACGUCCAUCGGCUCGUUCCUAGGCCAUUCUCUAAGGGAGAUGGGGCAGGUCAAGCCUGAGCUUUGCAGCUGUGGGAGGGAUGAAGACAACUAUUCAGCAUAGGGUCAGCUUUUUGGAGGUGUUUUCAGUUAAACCAUUUUGGCUUUUUAAACGUAAUUUUCUCUGAAAAUUAACUGUGGCUCUUUUCUGCAAUUACAGACUAUUCUUCAAUCCCUUUCCCAUUCAGCAAAUAUUAUGCUGUCCUCCUUUGGUUGUUUGCUCAACUCUUCUACUCACUUCCCUCAUUUCCUCUCAUUUUCUGGCCUUCUCACAGUAUGAAAGUAACCCACUAUCACUCUUAGUUUCAUCAUGUCCUAGGACGGGAUGGGAUCAUGUCCCACCGAUCAUAGCAGAACCAACCCAAAUUGGUGGUAGGAGGGUGGGGAAGUGAAAAUGGAGCUGGCAUAGGCAUAGGAAGGAAUAUUUCAGUUAUUUAACUAUGUAGGAAAAUGCUUUGUGUUGGAUUCCAGACCAUUGGGGAUGAAACGUUUGCAGUAGUCUUUUGAGGGGGUGAAGGAAUUUGGUAGUGCGGAGUAAAUAAUCCAGAGGGAAGUGUUCCAUGAGGGAGACCCCCAGAAAAAGAUAUAGGGAUAACUUAUCUCCUUUAACAAGGAGUGGCCAUGAUUUAUUGCUGCAGAGUAUUUAGUGUAUAUUUAAUGUUAAUUGUUGAAUUUUAGUUGUGGGUGGGAAGAACAGUUUUACUUUUAUUUCUCUGAAUGUUUAGUUCCUGAAAGCUACAGGACAAAGUGUAUGGAAUGGACAGGGCCACUCUCUCUGAUUUCUGCUUUUUGUUCAUAUUCUUUAAUUUACUGAUGAUUUCCAAGAAAUUUAACUUUUCACUCUCCUGCUUUUCCCCCUCUUCCACCCCUUCCUUUCUUUGUAAGGGGGUUAUAUAUGAGAGUUUGUUGAAGAUGUCCAGUGAGGCUGACGUAAAGGGGCAGGAAAGGGCAGUUGACUAAAGAGCACUUUAUUUCUUUGAAGUUCUUUGUAAGAGGUGGGGGUGGGAGUGGCUUGAAUCCCCCCACUGUGUUGGAGGGCAGUUAGUGGGGUUGAAGUAUGACACAAUAUUUCCUACUGGGGAAAGGAGAAUUUCCCUUAGAGGGUGGCACAAUGCCUUUGCCAUGUUCCUAUUUUGGGCAUCUCUUCCUUUUCCUUCCAAUCAAGGUGCCUCCUUCAUACAACUUCCCAUCUGUUCUCCCUAAGAUAUCCCCUUUACAUAUUAUCACUCCUCUUUUGUAAACCCCUUUUCUACUCAGAUCCAGACAGGGUUUGCAAGGGUAGACUAAAUCAUACAUGUUAAUGUCCCUUGUUUAUAAUUCAUCUGUGUCUUAAAGAAAACUAGUCUCAUUAAGAACUCUGGUGGGCUGCCAGACUAACUGAAGUUUGGGGCUAGGGCUGGAGAUUGUCCAUCAAGGCCUCCUUGGACUUAAGGUCCUCUCCACUAAACUCAGCCUUGCUCAGUGGCACAGGACAAAUCUGACCCUCUUUGGGCCUUAGUUCCCCAUUCCCCACCCUGAAAUGGAAGAAUACUACUUUUUCUUGUUGGUUCAGCACUGCUGGACUGGAAGUAUAGUCGUUGUUGUAUUGGGUGAUGUGUGCAAAACUGCAGGAGCUCACUGCCUGCUAGAGGAAACAAGGGGGAAAGUGGAGCAGAGGGACAGAAGGAGCAAUUACUUGGUGUAGAUCCACCCAUCCCUGCCUUCCUCUCUUCAACCCCUAUGUUUCUGGUUUGGUGAGUCCUUCCUACCACUCAUAAUGCUUUGCAUUGGUGCAGGCUGGGAAGGGGGGGUAUGGUCUCACAAUUGUUGUUGUUGUUUUUUUGCAUGCUUUCUUAAUAAAAACAAAGAAGAAUGUU